AUGGAAAAUUUAUAUUAUAAUAAAUAUACAAGUGAAAUAUAUGAAAAAAAAAAGUAUCCUUUUAAAAAUAACAUUCAUGAGAAAGAGGAUGUUUUAAAGGAUGCAAAUACAUAUGAUUAUAUAAAAAAUUAUGUAUUAGAUGUUAUAGUAAAUUAUAUAAUUAAUGAUAGUAUAGGCCCAAAGUACAAAUAUCAUUGUGAAUCUUUUAACCAUAAUAAGAAUAAUGAUAUAUCAAAUUUAAAAGUUAGGUCACCACAAAAUGACUUUCUUAUUUCACAAAUAUUAAGUAAAAAAUAUAAUAACAAUAUUCCAAAAAUAGAUUUAGAAAAAAAUAAUAUAAAAAAUAAGAAUGUAAUACUACAAUCAAAAUUAGAGUUUUUUUCAUAUAAUAAAAUUUUAUCUUUAUCAAGAAAGUAUGAAUAUGAAGAAUUUAGUACCUUAAAGGAUGAUUUUAUUAGGUACCUAUUAAAUAAUGCAUACCUAUAUAAUAACAAGCUUCAUAUGAUCUUAAGUUUAAUUAUAUUGUCAUUUUAUAAUGCCAAGAAAAACAUGGGAUGUUAUUCUUUGCUUGAUGUUUUGAUGAAAACAAUAAAUUAUUAUAAAACAUAUAAUAAACUCAAAACUUGUCUUAUACUUUUUUCUCCCAUCAUUCAAAUGCACAAGAGACAUAAACAAUAUGUUAACUUAAGUGAAAUUAUGUUAAACAUUGAUGAUGAUAAAAAUGAUGCUCAUAAGGAUCUCCCUGGUAAUAGUAGUAAUAAUAAUAAUAAUAAUGAUGAAAGUUGUAGUAAAAACUUCCUCUUAAAAUUUGAAAGUACCAAAGAACUAAUUAACAUCGUCCGAAAAAAUCGUGAUAUUAAUUCAAGUACUACCGCUACUUCAAACACAUUAUCUACCGUUAGUAAGAAAAAAAGGAAAGAUGAUGCAUACUACUCCCACAAGAGAAAAUUGAAUUUUAAGGACACACAUUUAAAAGAUGAUCAAAACGUAAGUAAUAAAGAUAUGAAAGAUAUGAAAGAUAUGAAAGAAAUGAAUUUUUUAAAUAAUGAGUUAACGAAAAAAAAGCUACUUCAAUAUAAAAAAAAAAAAAAAGUGAAAAAAAAUCAGUGUCACCAUAUAAUCCACCAAAAUUAUGACAAUACCUUUCAAGUUCAUUUUAAUAAUUCCGACCAAAGUCAAGGCAGACAGAGGAAAUUUUUGCAAGGAGUAGUAGUAUCUUAUAUAAAGUAUAAUAAUUCAAAGUUUAAUUUAUCAUGUUAUAUAAGUAUGAAAAAUUAUAAUUUUAAUUCGAGCAUUAGAAUAUGUUACGUACCUUUUUAUAAUAACUAUUAUAAAAAUAAAAAUAUAUGGUACAGAUUAAACAUGAAGAUAUUUUUGUAUUGUUGGGGGUAUGUUGAGGAAGUAUGUUUUUCCGACUGCACGAUGAAUACUUUAGAAUAUGUAUCUAAUGACGAAGAGGUCAGGAGACUUGAAAAAAUAAAUUACUAUAAGGAAAAGUAUAAUAAGAUGAUAAAUGAAGAAAGGAACAAAUUAGAGAGAAACAAAAUCGUAUUAAAAAAUAAUAAUAAAAGGACAAGUGAUCAAUACGAUAAGAAAAAUGAUAAUAUUAACAUUUUCAAUAAUAAUAAUAAUAUUUUACAUAAUAAUAAAAUUUUCAGUAAUAAUAAUAUUUUCAAUAAUAAUAAUAUUUUCCACAAUAAUAAUAUUUUCAAUAAUAAUAAUAUUUUCCACAAUAAUAAUAUUUUCCAUAAUAAUAAUAUUUUCAAUAAUAAUAAUGUUUUCAAUAAUAAUAAUAUUUUCAAUAAUAAUAAUAUUUUCCACAAUAAUAAUAUUUUCCACAAUAAUAAUAUUUUCCACAAUAAUAAUAUUUUCCAUAAUAAUAAUAUUUUCCAUAAUAAUAAUAUUUUCAAUAAUAAUAAUAGUAGUGAGGGGUGUCCUUAUAGUAGGAGAGAAAAAAAAUGGAAUAAGAUUGAUCCGAGUAAUAAUCCUUAUUCGUUACUUUGUACAAGUGACCAUAAAAGAUUAAGAGGAUAUCAUAAUAAUAAUUAUAGGUAUAAUUCAAGCAGCUUUAUCAGCAACUUUAACGAUGAUGGUAUGUCGACUAAAUUUCCUAACAGCAGAGAUGUGGAACCUGGAUACAAUAGUGAUAAUAAUAUUUUGUAUAGAAAUAACAAGAGGAAACGAAGAAAGAAGAAACGUUUGAAUGUAUGUAAAAAUGAGAAACAUUAUUGUAAAUAUUUAAGUGAUGAUGAUAUGACAUAUGAUAAUUAUUGUAAUUAUUUUUAUGAGACUGUCGAGAGUGUAAAUGUGUCGAGUUAUUUGUAUUAUUUCAAAUUAAUAAAUAAAAAAAAGUUAAAUAUGAAAAUUAAUCAAAUGGAACAAAAACUGGAAUUUAACUAUGAUGUUUUUUUAAGAUCUAUAUAUGAUAGUAAUGAGAAAAAACGAAAUAUGAUAUACAAUGGAUAUUAUAAUUCGGAAAUAUUUAAUAAUAAAGAAGAAAAUUAUAAUUAUGAAGAUUCAAAUGAUGACAACUAUAAUGAAAAUGAUGAUUAUAAUAAUAAUAAUAAUGAUAGCUAUGAUAUUAUAGAGAAUGAAGACAUGUUACCACAUCAUGCUUGUCUAAAUUAUGAUCAUUUCAAUUUCAUAACCUGUUAUGAGAAAAUAAUAAAAUAUAAGCCCAUAACUACAAAAUAUAUUUUAUGUUGUAAGGAGGCUUUUUUCUGUUCCAGUGAAGAAUAUGAAGAUGACGAAAUGAACGCCAAUAUAAAUAACAAUAUGAACAAUAUGAACAAUAAUAAUAAUAAUAGUAGUAGUAAUUCAUUUUAUAACCAUAAUAAUAACUAUUCACAUAUGGCAGAUGGAAGACGAAAAGGUAUGAAGAGAUUCGCAGAAGGUAAUCUAAAUAAAGAAGAACAUCAUGGAUAUGGUGAAGAGGAAGAAGGAUAUGAUGAAUACCAUAAUAAAAAUAUUGGUAACAAUAGAGUAAAUGGGCUUUUAAGCAAUCGAAUGAUGAAACAAGAAAUUGAUGAUGAUAUGGAAAAUCAUAGAGAUAAUAACAUGCAUAAUAAUAAUAGCAACAAUAAUAAUAAUAGUAAUAAUAGUAAUAAUAAUAAUAAUAAUAGUAAUGUAAGGGGAGAGGUCAUGAAUGGAUACAAUUACAAUAAUGAUCUUCAUUUAAAUAAUAUAUAUGUGAAAGACGAAACGAAAGAUAUUAAUUAUAAUGAUGGUGAUGAUAUACAUGAUAUGGAAGAAGGAAAAGAUUUUGAAAGUAUUAUUGAUGAAAAUAAUGAAUAUAAUGAAGAAAUAGAUGUAAAAUAUGAAAUAUCUACAGAAAAUAAUGAGAGCACUACCUUACAUUUACCAAUCAAUGAUAUGGAUAUUGGAAAAGGUGGUAGUAUGACCGAUCAUGGAUUAAACAGUAAUAGUAAUUUCCUGUGUACAAGUUCAACAAAUGAAAAUGGUUUAGAUAUGAAUGUGUUAGAUAAUAAAAUGAAGAAUGGUACUAUUCAUAAUAAUAAUAGUAAUAAUAGUAAUAAUAAUAAUAAUAAUAAUAAUAAUAAUAAUAAUAAUAAUAGUAAUAAUAGCAAUAAUAAUAAUAAUAAUAAUAAUAAUAAUAGUAAUAAUAGUUUGAAACAUAAAAGUCAACAAAAAAAUAAUAAUGAAGGAAAAGAAAAAGUCAAAAGACGACGUAAAAAUCCAUUUAGUAGAAGUGUUGUAGGUAUGUCUCCUGCAAGUAAUAAUGAUAUGUCAAAAGCUUAUGGAGAUAUGAUGAAGGAUGGUUCAAAUAAUUUCAUGUACAAGAAUUUUGUUGUUCCAAAAAAGCCGAAUAAUUUUUCUUAUUUGAAUUAUAAGGAAGUAAAAGAAUAUUUAAAAGAUUUGACUAUACUAAAAAGUGGAGCAAAUUGGAAAACAUAUAAAAUGGAAGAUUUGCCAGCCGAAUUGUAUAAAAAUAUUAGACCAAUAAAUCAAAGAGUAACAGGUUUUAAAACUGUGUUAUUGGUUGAUGAAUUAUUUGAAAAAUUAUGGGAAUUCCCGAAUACAGACAUGAUCAAAGUUAGGACAGUAACUAGAGGAGAUCAAUUUAUUGGUGAUAUUCGAAUCGAUUUUUAUUAUCGCCAGAGUGAGAGAACGUUAUGUCGUGCAUGUGGAAGGCACAUCCUUAAGCAGAAGUUUGCCACGGAGCACUACCAAAGGAAUAUAA
Molecule: messenger RNA, 4201 nt
Organism: Plasmodium reichenowi
Lineage: Eukaryota; Apicomplexa; Aconoidasida; Haemosporida; Plasmodiidae
Exons: 1
Source: RefSeq, a predicted model, not a curated record